AUGCGCACCGCGCCGCGGCGCCUCGCCAGUGCCGUCAUGCGCACCGGGGCCGCGGGCUGGCUGCUGCUGGCGGCCGUCGCGACGCUGGCGGCCGGGGACCCGCGCUCGCCCCGGGUCAAGAGGCGCCUCGUGUUCCUCAAGGGCUCCAAGCUGUUCAUACGUUACAACAUCAAGGAAAAUGUAUUCCCCUACACGACUAUAUUCGCCUGGGCCAUAGGAUUCAAGUUCACCUACGACCUGCCUACCAUGCCGAGCGAGACUAGGUUCCAUCGCAGAUCCAUCUACCAGGACGUGGAGACCAUGAUGGACCAGAGUGGGAUGAACGGACGGGCCUGCGUGCUGCGCAUGCUGUGUGAGGCCACAGACGGAGGCCACAGCCCGGACCUCUUCCUCAGGAUCCUCAAGCGCAUCUUCACCGUGCCGGAUGCCGAGCGAGAACACGUCCACCCUUACCACGUGGACUCGGAGCAGUGCGAGAGCUUAGCUGAAGAUUGCCCGGUCUCCAUCUUCAACGCGAUGGCGUACAGUGAAAGUGUGGAUGCAGAGGACUAGGAUAGGCGAGUUGUGCAGCAGCCAUUAACUCAUAUAACACACAGUUUCGUUUAUAACAAACCCCGCAUCAUCCAACUGCUUAAGACUUGUUUAAU
Molecule: messenger RNA, 647 nt
Organism: Bacillus rossius redtenbacheri
Lineage: Eukaryota; Metazoa; Arthropoda; Insecta; Phasmatodea; Bacillidae
Exons: 4
Coding region: 1-552 (183 amino acids)
Source: RefSeq, a predicted model, not a curated record